Macadamia integrifolia is the source of this 1451-nucleotide messenger RNA. RefSeq names its product probable ribose-5-phosphate isomerase 2. Gene Ontology annotation, biological process: pentose-phosphate shunt, non-oxidative branch. The record is from RefSeq and is a predicted model, not a curated record. The coding region runs from base 426 to 1244 and encodes 272 amino acids. Gene Ontology annotation, molecular function: ribose-5-phosphate isomerase activity. Lineage: Eukaryota; Viridiplantae; Streptophyta; Magnoliopsida; Proteales; Proteaceae. The transcript has a single exon.
GCGGAAAAACGAAAACAAAUUUUUUUUAUUUAUUUCCUUUCUCUCUCUAAUCUCCAUUCGACCUUCCUUUUCGAAAGGCCAGAAAUCGAGUAAAAGGAGUGGUUCAGAUCUUCUCUGCCAUUUUUCCCCACUUCUUCGAUAUGGGCUCUCUUCCUCUUCUAUAAAUUAUCCUCUGCGGCUCCAUUCAAUUUCUGAGAGGCAAUUCAUCUCUGUCUUGGUUUCUUCUCCAAGACAGGAUUUUUCCAAUUAUCUUUUUUCUGUUUUUCUUCAAUUGGUUUGAUAUUUCCGAAGAAGGGUGCGUGCGUUUAGCUGUAAUGAAUUCUUGUUCUCUGCGAAACCCAUCUUACCCGAAACCUAGAUAACCCAUCUCCUACCUAGGCCACCACUAACCUCUUCUUCGUUAUACAUUCAUUCCCUAUUAAGCCAUGGCCAUUGCUUUCCCUCGUUUCGUCUGCUCCGAGAGUUCUUCCAUUGAGGAAGUUAUCGCGGCUUCCUCUUCAUCUUCGAUUCCUUCACCACCUCCCCAACCUGUGUUUCUGACUCAGGAUGAGUUGAAGCAAAUUGCUGCCUAUAAAGCUGUUGAGUUUGUUGAGUCAGGGAUGGUUUUGGGACUCGGAACUGGGUCCACCGCCAAGUAUGCUGUCGAGCGGAUUGGCGAGCUUCUGCAGCAGGGGAAGUUGAAGAACAUCGUUGGAAUACCCACCUCCAAACAAACCGAGGAGCAGGCCUUGUCUGUGGGAAUUCCUCUUUCGGAUCUUGAUUCGCAUCCGACUGUUGAUCUUGCUAUUGAUGGUGCGGAUGAGGUUGAUCCUUAUCUCAAUCUCGUCAAGGGCCGAGGUGGGUCCCUUCUCAGGGAGAAAAUGAUCGAGGGUGCGUGCAAGAAGUUCGUAGUUAUUGUCGACGAGUCCAAGCUGGUACCUUAUUUGGGUGGUAGCCUCCUUGCCAUGCCGGUGGAGAUUGUGCCCUUCUGCUGGAAGUUCACGGAGGAGCGGUUGCGGAGGUUGUUUCAAGAUUCUGGUUCUGUUACCAAGCUCAGAACUUUCAAGGAUAGUGAUGAGCCGUUCGUGACUGAUAAUGCAAAUUAUAUCGUGGACUUAUACUUUGAGAAGGAUAUUGGGGAUCUAAAUGUUGCUAGUGAUUUGAUUCUGCGACUUCCAGGCGUUGUUGAGCAUGGAAUGUUUCUCAACAUGGCCACCACUGUUAUUGUUGCUGGCGAGCUUGGAGUCACGGUGAAGAACAAGUAGGCUUGGUAGAAGAUUGUUCUCAAUGUAGUAGUUUUCCCCAAAUCAAGCUUUAGAUAGUAGAUAACUUACAUAUUUUGGCAAAUUGAUCAUUUUUGGUUGCUGUUGGUCCUCGGAAAUUGUUGCUAUUGCCAAUACUGUUAAAGAGAAGGAUGUUCUUCCGUAUCAAUUUAAAUAAAUACUGGGGCAAUUGUCCUCGGAAUUUUGAUA